GGAGGGCCUGGGGGACGCCCGCGGGCUCUGGGGUCUUCGCCCGGGGCCCAGCGCAUCCGGUUCCAGGGCAGCCGCCCAGAGCUCGAACUAGGCGGACCUGUCCCGCCGCCGCAGCCCGGCUGGCGAAGGCCCGGGCGCGCGGAAGGACACGCGGUUGUAUGUCUCCAGAGCUCAGCCCGGAACCCGGGUUUCCCGAAUUUAGUCAUUUUGUUCAUCUUUGGAGGAAUGAAGAGGAACCGUUUACCUUGCAUGAAUGAAGUUCUCCAGUCCUUACCUGCAGUGAAACAGCCAAAACUUGGGUGCUGUCCUUCUCUCAGCCAGGCUCACAUGUGUGCUGCUCUUCUGGACUGAGGGAAUUUGCCUCACCACGUAGUGUUACGCGUUUUUCAGUAUCUUCCUUUAAUAGAUCGAGCCCGGGCAUCUUCUGUCUGUAGGAGAUGGAAUGAAGUUUUCCACAUACCUGACCUUUGGAGAAAGUUUGAGUUUGAGCUGAACCAGUCAGCUACUUCAUAUUUUAACUCCACUCAUCCUGAUCUCAUUCAGCAGAUCAUUAAAAAGCAUGCUGCCCAUCUCCAGUAUGUCAGCUUUAAGGUUGAUAGUAGUACUGAGUCAGCAGAAGCUGCCUGUGAUAUACUUUCUCAGCUGGUAAAUUGUUCUAUCCAGACUUUGGGCUUAAUUUCAACGGCCAAGCCAAGUUUUAUGAAUAUGUCAAAGUCUCAUUUUGUGUCAGCACUUACAGUUCUUUUUGUUAACUCAGAAUCAUUGUCGUCAAUCAAAAUUGAAGACAUGCCAGUGGAUGAUCCUUCUUUGAGCAUUCUUGUGGCCAAUAAUAGUGAUACUCUAAGACGCCUAAAAAUGAGUAGCUGUCCUCAUGUUUCAUCUGAUGGAAUCCUUUGUGUAGCUGAUCAUUGUCAAGGUCUUAGAGAACUGGCAUUGAAUUAUUACAUGCUAAGUGAUGAACUUCUCCUGGCGCUUUCAAAUGAGACUCAUGCUAACAUUGAGCAUCUUCGAAUAGAUGUUGUGAGUGAAAAUCCUGGACAAAUUGAAUUUCAUUCUAUUAAAAGACAAAGUUGGGAUGCACUUACUAAACACUCCCCUGGAGUGAAUGUUGUUAUGUACUUCUUUUUAUAUGAAGAGGAAAUGGAGACGUUCUUCAAAGAAGAAACCCCUGUUACUCAUCUUUAUUUUGGUCGUUCAGUCAGCAAAGAGAUUCUAGGACGGCUAGGUCUUAACUGUCCCCGACUAAUAGAGUUAGUUGUAUGUGCUAAUGGUCUUCAGGUCAUUGAUAAUGAACUUAUUUGUAUUGCUGAACACUGUAAAAACUUAACAGCCUUGGGCCUCAGUGAAUGUGAAGUUAGCUGCAGUGCAUUCAUUGAGUUUGUGAGACUGUGUGGGAGAAAGCUAACCCACCUCUCUAUCAUGGAGGAAGUUUUGAUACCUGAUGAUGUUUAUAGCCUAGAUGAAAUUCACACUGAGGUCUCCAAACACCUGGGAAGAAUAUGGUUUCCUGAUGUCAUGCCUCUCUGGUAAUUGACUACUGAACCAAAGAUUAUUAACUUUUUUUUUUAAUCUGUAAGAUUAGCUUCUUUCUGUCUGUGCAAAUGUAAAUUUUAAGAUGCAUUGCUGAAAUGUGUUAGGUGAAAUCUUGUAUUGUUUACAAACUGUGUUAAUGGAUUAUAGCAGAAGCAUUUGAGAAACUAUGAGAGAUUUGAAAAGACAGAAAUCAUAAAUAGAGCACAGACACUGUAUGGUGGGUUAGAUAGUUGAUAGAAAUAGUCGGUUUCUAGGUAAGUUCCUCAGCCUUCCUUGAAGGCGUAUUUUGACUUGCUGAAUAAAUUUGUAAUAUUGACCUUUGGAUCCCUUAAAUUAUGUCACUUACAAUUUUAUAUUGUUGAUUGUUUCUGUUUCAUCUUGGCAUUAAUACACUUUACCAAAUAUUUGGUAUUAGAAACUAAGAGUACACUCAAAGUAGACAUACAGAGGCUGGCUUAAUUGUACUCUAUUUUUUAGCAGUAUAUAAGAUCAUGUUAUGAUUCAAUAAAUAACUUGUAAUUUCUA
Cervus elaphus (red deer) is the source of this 2058-nucleotide messenger RNA. Its product is annotated as F-box/LRR-repeat protein 21-like. NCBI's taxonomy places the organism in Eukaryota, Metazoa, Chordata, Mammalia, Artiodactyla, Cervidae. Gene Ontology annotation, biological process: G2/M transition of mitotic cell cycle; SCF-dependent proteasomal ubiquitin-dependent protein catabolic process; regulation of cell cycle. Gene Ontology annotation, cellular component: nucleus; SCF ubiquitin ligase complex; cytosol. The record is from RefSeq and is a predicted model, not a curated record. The transcript has 6 exons. Gene Ontology annotation, molecular function: protein binding.